AUGCUUGUGCAUUGUGGAAUUAGAUCGGAGAAGCAAUUCCUUUAUCAAAUUUUGGGAGAAGUUAUUAAUGUCGGGGCAACGACUGUAGUCAUACCUGACACUGUAGGCAUAGCAAUGCCAUUUGAAUAUGGAAAUCUCAUUGCUGAUAUAAAAAAGAAUACUCCUGGAAUUGAAAAUGUUAUCAUUGCAACUCAUUGUCACAAUGAUCUUGGACUUGCUACUGCCAACACUAUAGAGGGUGCACGUGCAGGUGCUAGACAAUUAGAAGUAACAAUCAAUGGAAUUGGUGAGAGGGCAGGGAAUGCUUCAUUAGAAGAGGUGAGUUGA
Vicia faba (fava bean) is the source of this 327-nucleotide messenger RNA. NCBI's taxonomy places the organism in Eukaryota, Viridiplantae, Streptophyta, Magnoliopsida, Fabales, Fabaceae. The record is from the annotation of a GenBank genome assembly.